Molecule: messenger RNA, 1062 nt
Organism: Aplosporella prunicola CBS 121167
Lineage: Eukaryota; Fungi; Ascomycota; Dothideomycetes; Botryosphaeriales; Aplosporellaceae
Exons: 4
Coding region: 1-1062 (353 amino acids)
Source: RefSeq, a predicted model, not a curated record
AUGGUUCUUGAAUAUCCGAUUCAAACAUCACUUGAGACCCCUCCAUAUACAGCUGAGAGAUUUGGAAAACUCGGCAAUGCUACUACUCAUACCAAUAGCCAAUAUAGUGAAAAGAAUCUGAAAGAAUCACUGUCUACACGAGACGACAUUGGAUUGAUGGGACAAAUAAUAUCUAGAAAUUUGGAUGACCUGGCUAAUCGCAUAUGCGAUAGAGACCUCCAGAGGCAGAUAACACCGCUAUCUGAAACAAACUCAUUGCACACUAUCAAUGAAGAAGACAGAUUCAGUCGGCAAGCUGAAGGCACUCAAACAAAGGGUACAACUGAGAUAUCUCCAGUGAAAACCAUUUUUGAAUUUCGUGGGGAAUUUUUUACAAGUAACCAACGCGUAGUCCACGUCAAUGCUACUGUGGAUCUAGGAUGCCAAGACAACUUCAUUUCGAAAGAAUUCGUAAAGAAGACUGGACUCGAGUCUCAUACGUAUGAGAACUUCAAGCAGCGCGAGCGUGUUGGUCCAGCCGAAAGAUUGGUUAAGCCCGACCAAGAGAUCAAACUUCGAUGGCGUCCUUCUGGGUCAAUCAAAACAGAAGUGACUCGGUUUUUUCUAGACGAAAAUAUGGAAAACAUGGACAUGGUUGUGGGUCAGGGUUUUGCAGACCUGGAUGGAAUCUUUGGAGAUAUACCAGUGGAAGCAUACACUCUAAGAAUCCCGUGGAAGGGGAACUCCCGCAAGGAACGCCAAGCAAGAAAAGAAGCCGUAGAGAAGCACAAGCGAGAAGAGAAAGAAAACGAGACGAGGCAACGCACCCAAGAGUUAGAAGCCAGGAAGCAACGACUUGCUUCCGCAUCAUCUUCCUCCUCGAUAGCACCGAGUGCCCUGUCUGGCUCAUCUGGCAACUAUUUAGCGUCGACGUUAAACGCACAAAGGAUGGUCCCAGUUACAACCACGACCCCAAGUCCAUCGUCUACGCCAGGCAUCCUACCCGGGUCAUCGCCAUCAGCCGUGCGAAUACCGGCAAGCCCUGGAGGUCCAGUAACUAUGCUGAGAAGACGCUCAUUCUGA